Messenger RNA from Papilio machaon (common yellow swallowtail), 1431 nucleotides. It is a transcript of the gene wbl, whose product is annotated as endoplasmic reticulum resident protein 29. The record is from RefSeq and is a predicted model, not a curated record. Gene Ontology annotation, biological process: protein secretion. The transcript is spliced from 2 exons. Gene Ontology annotation, cellular component: endoplasmic reticulum lumen; endoplasmic reticulum. The coding region runs from base 168 to 929 and encodes 253 amino acids. NCBI's taxonomy places the organism in Eukaryota, Metazoa, Arthropoda, Insecta, Lepidoptera, Papilionidae.
UUCUUUGGAAUGGAUAACAAAACAUGCUUGCGCCGGUGUCAAUAAAACCGCGUCCUGAUAUUCUUGGCUGAUUGUUUUAAACUGAAUUUCAUUAAGUAUACUCGUUUGUGAUAAGGAGAAUAGCGUGAUAUUCUAGAAAAGUGUUUCUUGGUUUUUAGAGACCGAAAAUGAAGCGUUGUUUAUUAUUUGUAUGGGCAAUUUUAUCUGCAACUCUUAUUACUGAGGCAUCUGCAGCUAGUGGUUCUGUUGAAUUGGAUGAGUAUUCUUUUCAUAAAGUUAUCAAUAAAUUUGAAGCUUCACUAGUAAAGUUCGACGUAGCAUUCCCUUAUGGUGACAAACAUGAUGCAUUCGUGGCGCUCGCAAAGGACUCUAAAGACGUUGAGGACCUUUUAGUGGCUGAAGUUGGAGUCAAAGAUUACGGGGAAAAAGAUAACGAAGAGCUUGCUAAGAAAUACGGUGCUACAAAGGAUAAUUUCCCAAUAGUGAAGCUAUUUGUUAAAGGCAAAAGUGAACCUAUUCUAUUCGACGACUCAAAGGGUUUCUCAGCCGACGAGCUGCGGCGCUUCGUCCGAGAAAAAACUGGGCUGUACUUAAGUUUACCUGGCUGUGUUAAAGAACUUGAUAAGCUUGCUGCUAAAUUUAUGCAAGCAGAUAAGGACAAAAAGAAAGAAAUAUUAAAAGAAACAAAAGAUGCAUUAGAGAAAAUUCCAGAAAAGGAUGCAGUUGCUGGGAAAAUCUACAAACUGAUCAUGGAAAAAAGUCUAGAAAAGGGUGAUGAAUUUACUAAAUUAGAAAAUGAGAGAGUUAAGAAACUUUUAAGUGGUAAAUUAUCUGAAGAAAAGAAGAAGGAAUUAGGCAUUAGACUUAAUAUUUUGCAAUCUUUCCAACUGCUAGAUAAGCAAAAAUCUGUUGUCAAAGAUGACUUGUGAUUUAAGAAAUACAUUUGUAAGGCUAUACCGCUGUUCAAUUAUCUCAACUAAUAUUUGAUCAUACCUUUUAUCUAUUAUAGUAUUUGAAAGAGAUGUUUGCAUCUUCACUGUCACCAACUCACCUGGUGACCUCACUUUCGUACAAAAAAAUUAUAGUGCUAUCAAACUUAAUUUUUUAGUGUUAAAAAGGAGUAAGAUCAAGUUUUGGUUAUUGAUAAGUGGUAUACCAACAAAAUUACCGAAUUUUUAAAAAAAUGAUCAGAGUGCUAUUUAUAAGUAAUUUGUUUUGUUUGUGCAGAUUUUCAUUCCAUCCACUUAUAUUUUAAUUUUAUACACUAUUUUAGGAUAAUUAAAUGUACCAAAGGAAGUGAAUGAUUUAUUUUAUGACUAGUUUUAGGACUUGCAUUUAAACUGCAAGUUACGAGUGCUGUUGACACUAAAUAUGAAGCAAUGCUUACUUAUUGUUAUGUGUGAAGGGUUCCAACACAAAAUAAAAUACGAA